AGUUCUUCAUUCUCUGUUCCUGAAGAUACUAAUGCUGGACUGAGUCCAGGAGUGACUAACCUGCUUCCUUUCCAUGGACAGGGUUUUCAUCCUCCAAGCCUCACCUGGUCUCCCGGCUAGAGCGAGGAGAGGGGCCCUGGGUAGCAGACGUCCACAGGAUGGGGACCACCACAGGGAUGCAGGCAGGUGACAGGAUGAAGAGCAAACCGAUAAUUUCAAAGAAGAAAAAUUGUCCAGAAGAACUCGCAGGGGCUGACCUUCAGGGUGGCAACAAGGGCCAGGUAGCCGGGCCGUCAGAGGAAACACUUGAGCACAGAUGGAAACAUGCUUAUUGUCCACAGACAGGUUUCAGCAGGGGUGACCCUCCCAGGGAGAAAGGCCAAGGCAGCUCGCCAGGUGAGGAAAGAGAGAUACAGAGAAGUAGUUGCAGAGGUAGGCAGGAUUUGGUUCUAAGGCAGCAGGGUUCCAAAGGUGCAGAGAAACAGUUCCUGUGUCAGCAGUGUGGCAAAUCCUUCAGCCGGAGCUCCAACCUCAUCAAGCACCGGAUCAUCCACAGUGGCGAGAAGCCCUAUGAGUGCGGUGAGUGCGGGAAACUCUUCCGGCGCAGCUUCGCGCUCCUGGAGCACCAACGCAUCCACAGCGGUGAGAAGCCCUAUGCGUGCGGCGAGUGCGGGAAGACUUUCACACGGAGCUCCAACCUCAUCAAGCACCAGAUCAUCCACAGUGGUGAGAAGCCCUACGAGUGUGGCGAGUGCGGGAAACUCUUCCGGCGCAGCUUUGCGCUCCUUGAGCACCAGCGCAUCCACAGCGGCGAGCGGCCCUACACGUGCAGUGUGUGCAGCAAGGCCUUCAGCAGGAGCUCCAACCUCAUCGAGCACCAGCGCACACACAGCGGCGAGAAGCCCUACGUGUGCAGCCAGUGCCCGAAAGCCUUCAAGGGCAUCUCCCAGCUCAUUCACCACCAGCGCAUCCACAGUGGGGAGAAGCCAUUCGAGUGCAAGGAGUGUGGGAAGGCCUUCCGGGGGCGCUCGGGCCUCAGCCAGCACCGGCGGGUGCACAGCGGCGAGAAGCCCUAUGAGUGCAGCGAGUGCGGGAAGACCUUCAGCCGGCGAUCCAACCUCUUCAAGCACCAGGUGGUGCACAGCGAGGAGAGACCCUACAAGUGUCAAGACUACAGGAGGGCGUUCCGCAGCGGCUCCGUCCUCCUGGAGCACCGGCGCACCCACGGCAGCCUGCGGCCCAGCGCCUGCGGCCACUGCGGCCAGGCUUCCAAAGGGAAACCGCAGCUCGGCUGGAAGCCGAAAACUCACCGCGGAAGGAAGCUCUCGGAGGGGAGCAACUCAGAAAAGGCGCCGGCCUGCCUGGCCCUCUGGAGAGCCACUGCGGAGCCCCGCCCUGAGGACGAGAAACUCCCUCCAGACUCCGCCCACGUCACUGCCCCCAGCUCCUUCUGACGGGGUGCACCGUGGAAGGGCUGGCUUUAAAAUGAGGCCCACCUUCCCCACCUCGUCCCCCUCCCUUUGCUCGUUGAUGAUGCUGCGAUUGAAGCACCGAGUGCGCCGCAGGCAGACGGGCCACUGCGCCGGUGCCGGCUCCUGUGCGGUGCGCACGGGUGUGUGUGUGCCGCCAAGGUGCACGCACAUUUGUAUUCCUCCCUGGAGCCGCUGAAACUGCUCUUGCCCCCCGUGCCUGGGGCCUGUGUGCUGUGGGUGGGAGGGAGCGGGUGCCUUGAAUUAGGGAGGAGUGGCCCAUCUCCUCUCGUGGGGGCCUUCACUUCACCCAAAGACUUGUUAGCAUUUCCAGGUAGAAGACACGAAAAGCACUUUAAUCCUUUAAUAGCUUAAUAGUGGGAGGGACCUGAGGGCAUUCAAAAUUUGUGGGCUCCACAGCGAGGCUGUGGCUGGACUGUGACAUCACCUAAAAUUCAUCAAGAAAUGGUCUGAAAAAGGACUCAGGCAACUGCACGUGCCUGCCUCGGCAGCCCCUGGAGGGUGCCAUCUCCUUGGCGGGAAGGCACAGGACACCUUGUUUCUGGGAGGAGCAGCACCAGACCCCAUCUUCUGGGAGCUCGGGAUUCUGCCGGAUGGCUGGCCUGGGCCCUGCGGAGAGGAUGAGGCCUGGAGACUCUCCGCUGCUCCGCCCCAAGAGAGGAGCCCUUUGGCUCUGGUCCCUCCCAACUGCCACCAGCUGCCCUGCUGCCUUUGGUCUUCUCCCCGCACCCUGAGCCCCUGGGCUCACCCCACCUGCUGCCUUCAGACCCUGCCUGCAAAGGCCGCACUGGCCUCUCUGCCCCUUCUCCCCACCCUCAGUGCCUAAAGCUCCAAAGUUAGCUGC
This is a messenger RNA of Mesoplodon densirostris (Blainville's beaked whale), 2334 nucleotides long. RefSeq names its product ZFP92 zinc finger protein (gene ZFP92). Gene Ontology annotation, molecular function: RNA polymerase II cis-regulatory region sequence-specific DNA binding; DNA-binding transcription factor activity, RNA polymerase II-specific. The transcript has 2 exons. Gene Ontology annotation, biological process: regulation of transcription by RNA polymerase II. Bases 159 to 1454 code for a protein of 431 amino acids. The record is from RefSeq and is a predicted model, not a curated record. Lineage: Eukaryota; Metazoa; Chordata; Mammalia; Artiodactyla; Ziphiidae.